GGUCAGAUCUGCAGCCCUGCGCCGGGGGAGGGAUCAAAACACUAUUUUGGUCCCACUGGCAUUCAUUCUGUUUGUGUGGUUUUAAACUACGAAAUAACGUCUUUAAACGGCGCAUUCGCUCUCCGCACGUGCCUUUCAGCGUCUGAAUGAGGCGGAGGUUCUGCGCGUAACGACGUAGUUACACGCCGUUCAAACAUCACGUCGACUCGGAUUGUGCUGCGUUAGCCUAGCAUCGGGCUAAGCUGCUAAUCAUUGGAACAAGUUCAGAUGGUAACUCCCUGGUUGUGCUAAUCGGCGAAUUGCAGAGGGGGGGCAACAACAGCACUGGACUCAAAGCAUGACCUGCCCUCCCAGCAAGCGCCUCCGAGGCCUGAACCAGGACAUCCCGAAGGCGGACCCCUUCGAGGCGGACCCCUUUGGGGACGACGACGACUUCACUCAGGACGACCUGGACGAGAUCGACACCAUUGCCUCGCAAGCCAUCGGCUUGACCUCUGCAUCGGCGACCGGGCCGGGAUGGGAGCGAGCGCACGGGUCAGGAUUUCGUCCGCCAUUGGACAGAGAGAACACGGGCGGCUUCGGUGGGAAGAGCGGACAUUCGGGGGCACGCAGCAGAGAGCCUCUGGGCAACAGAGCGCAGCAGCUUGGUGCAGACCGAGAGGACUCCUACAUCCUGCUGGAGGCUCAGCAUGCAGAUCUCCGGAGGAAGCUGAAGGAGGUGGAGGAGGAGAUUGUGUUGAAAAACGGCGAGAUCCGGGUGCUCAGGGACUCCCUGAGAGGAGCCCGGCAGGAGAAGGAGACCCAGAGGCAGACCCUGGCCCUGCUGGAGAAGCAGAAGCAGAGAGAGCAGAGUGACAAGGAGAAGGAGCUCAACAAGAAGGUUCAGUCGCUGCGGUCGGAACUGCAAUUCAAAGAAGCCGAGAUCAACGAGAUGAAGAGCAAGCUGCUGAGCGCUGAAAGGAGCAAGACGGCGUCGCCGCUACCGCGAAACAGCCCCAAAGUGCCCAACGGCCUUUCCCAGCUACAUCGCGGUGGCAGCUCCUCCUCGCCAACAGGAAGUGGUUUCAUCACCAAGGAGACAUUCGCGGCGCAUCUCCCGUCCAGAAACGCGUCGAUGAAAACUCCCGCCAAGAUGCGCAGGGACGGAGCCGUUGACAAACAGGAAGUAGCCUGGACUGAUCCGUUCCAGUGCGACCGGCCGGCACACCGGCAGCACCGAGGUGGCGUCCUGUUGGGCUUGUUGCUGCAGCAGCCACUGUCUCCCAGCAGCCAUUGCCUCUCGCACCUGCUGUCCGUCAGCCUGAGUGACACCUGCCUGACGGCCAGGCCGGACUCAACCGCAGCACAGUGGGACUUGAGCGCGGCCGGUGCGGGCAGGAUGAUAUGCGGAGCCCCCCGAGUGGGCCUCAGUCCGGUCCAGAGUCUGGCGGUAACCGGACUCAACAUGCUGAGUCAAAGUCGACCUGGGGCAGCAAAGGCCAAAGACGGGUGUCCAGGAGCCGUGCUUCUCCUCCCGCUGCUGGACCUGCACUUGUCUCGCCUCUGCCAGGCCCUGGAUGCUAGGGGCGCGGCCUCCGGGUCUCUGCCGGACACACGCCCUGCCCCCACGGGACCGGGGAGGCCGGACGAGGCGGUCGCGAGCGGCGAUAGUCUGGAAGACGCCGGGCUGGCGGCACUGAGGAUCCUCUACCUGCUGACGGACCACAGCGAUGAGGUGGUCCAGGCGGUUCUCUCAACACAAAGUGAAGGCAGCACAGAAAACCAGGCCGCCACCGCCGUUGCGACGCAGGCUCUUGACUCCCACAAUGCCUUGCUGCAGUCCGUGUUGCACCUCUGCCGCGUCAGUGGAGCUGGAGGAGAGUUGGAAGAGCUAGUGGUCGGCGCCGUGAAGGCGGCCAGCGUCCUGAUCGAGAGGGCACCGGAUGCGCACGUCGACCGGCUCCCGCGCGUGCUGCAGGCGCUGUGCGCGUGCGUGUCGGCCCACGCCAACCCCCGCGUGCUCGCCGAGUGCACCGCCGCCCUGGUGUGUGCGUGCGACCGCGCCUCGCUCACUCGCCAACUCUGCUCCCAGCACGAACCCUGCGUCUUCCUGAAGCUUCUGCAGCACAUCAGGAACAGACCCGUUAAGCAGGCGUCGCACGCUGAACUCAUCCUACUGGACCUGCAGGUGGUUCGAUUGUUCAACCGGCUCACUCAGACGGCGGAGAGCUGGCAAAGCAGCAGCUGCCAGUGCUACACUGAGCUGGUUCAGACGUCUGUGGUCAUCCUCCAUCGUCAGUGGCUGGACCUUCGCGACUCUCCCGAGCUGACUGCCAGGUCGCCUGACCCUGACGUUGCCCCGUCGUGGUCAGCGCCCUGGUGGCGGCGCCCGCCGGCGUCACUGUUACGCGAGUGCCUCCAUCUUCUUCACUGGCUCCUCCACCAUCACGCCAGCUUCUCGGCCAGCUGCAGGUCGCUGCUGCACAUGUACGACCAGGCCGUACCGGCCGUGCGCGACACUCUCAGGAAGAUCCCCGAGCUGAGCGAGAGCGAAGAGCUGGCCUUGGAGGAAAUCUGCCGCCCGGAGGGCGACGACACCGACGACCAGGACACUGAUUCCGGCUCCUGAUUGGUUCAUCGCCAUAAUGGACACUUUAUUAUGUGCCAUGAAGUCCAAGUUCAGCAAGAAAAACAGAGGAACCAAACUCCAAAAAGAUUUAACAAUAAACAGGAUCCUUAAAAUGUCUUAAAUGUUCCUAAAUGUAUUUCUCUUUAAAAAUGACAAUCCUUAAAUCUGCUGCUCAAUAUCACAAUAUUUUAUUUACUUGUUUGCAAUUUGUCUUGCUGCUGCUAUUUGUGAGUCCCUGCAAAACAGAGACACGGGAAAGUUAACUGUUAAGUAAACACAGCCACACAUGUUUUUCAGCCUGUAGCUGAUUACAGAAACUUGAGCAAAUAGUGCGCGAACGAACGGAGACUUCAGCGGACGCCCACACAAUCCUGCAGCUCAAGGGCAGGUCUUAUUUUUCAUGAUUUUACAUACAUGGUGAUUUUUGUUUUUUUGUUGUUGUUUUUUUUAUUCAUUCAAAUUUGUCAUCCAAGAAUUGUAAUGUUACCUACGUUCCACAGGGUUCUGUACUUGGUCCUCUAUCGUCCACUAUCUACAGUCAUGGACAAAAGUGAUUAGAACACCCUUGUUUCUUCAAUUUCUUGUUCAUUUUAAUGCCUGCUAUCACUAAAGGUAUCUUGCCUGAAGAAUACAGAAAUAAUAUAUAUAAAUAUACAUGAAUAUGGCAUCAGCUUUCAAUGUUAUGCUGACGAUUCUCAUCUUUACAUUGAGGGAUGCCUUGUUGAAAUUAAACACUGGGAAAGCACAAGAAGGCUUGUUGAAAAUAAAAAUGUGCAGGGCUCCCACGAAUUGCAACGACGA
This is a messenger RNA of Phyllopteryx taeniolatus (common seadragon), 3409 nucleotides long. RefSeq names its product ATR interacting protein (gene atrip). The coding region runs from base 338 to 2608 and encodes 756 amino acids. The record is from RefSeq and is a predicted model, not a curated record. Lineage: Eukaryota; Metazoa; Chordata; Actinopteri; Syngnathiformes; Syngnathidae. Gene Ontology annotation, biological process: DNA repair; DNA damage checkpoint signaling. The transcript is spliced from 17 exons.